Molecule: messenger RNA, 918 nt
Organism: Chaetura pelagica (chimney swift)
Lineage: Eukaryota; Metazoa; Chordata; Aves; Apodiformes; Apodidae
Gene: RPUSD1
Product: RNA pseudouridylate synthase domain containing 1
Exons: 5
Coding region: 1-918 (305 amino acids)
Biological process (GO): pseudouridine synthesis
Molecular function (GO): RNA binding; pseudouridine synthase activity
Source: RefSeq, a predicted model, not a curated record
AUGGAGCCGGGCACCAUCGACAACCUGUCCAUCCUGUACCAGAGCCCCGACUUCAUCGUGGUGAACAAGCACUGGGACCUCCGCAUCGACAGCAAGAUGUGGUACGAGACGCUGACCCUGCAGAGCCAGCUCAAGCACCGCUUCCCCGAGCUGGCCGACCCCGACACCUACUACGGCUUCAGGUUCUGCCACCAGCUGGACUUCUCCACCAGCGGGGCCCUGUGCGUGGCGCUCAACAAGGCCGCGGCGGGAAGCGCCUACAAGUGUUUUAAGGACCGGCGCCCUCUCUCGCCGGGGUGGCCUUCCCCUGUCAGGGGCCACGUCAGCCAGAGCCGCCUGACGAUCCGCUUCGCCAUCGGGAAGAGCACGACCGAGGGCACGACCCACAUGAUGUGCAUCGAGGGGACGCAGGGCUGUGACAACCCCAAACCUUGCCAGUCGGAGCUGGUGGUGCUUGAGCACGGGUCCUACAGCGGAGACCCCGUAACCAAAGUGCUGCUGCAGCCUCUGGCAGGGCGGACUCACCAGCUCCGGGUUCACUGCAGUGCCAUCGGCCACCCCAUCGUGGGGGACUUCACCUACAGCCACAGGAAGGACAGCAGUCCCUACAGGAUGAUGCUCCACGCCUACUACCUGCGCAUCCCCGCCGGCAAGGAGCUCAUCGAGGUCUGCGCGCCCGACCCCUUCGUCACCGCCAUGGACAGCAACUGGGUGCCCCACCACAUCACUCACCAGCUGGACGAGGUCAUCCAGGAGCUGAAGGACAAAGUGGUGCAGAAGGUGGAAGAGGAGCAGAGCCAGGAGGCCGUGCCUGGUGGCAGAGAAGAGGAGGAGGCACGGAGCAAAGCCAGGAGCCCGGAGACGGAGGAGCAGCGAUCCCGGUGCGAGCAGUGGUUGGCUGAGUGGGCUUUGGAGUGA